This is a messenger RNA of Larimichthys crocea (large yellow croaker), 4451 nucleotides long. RefSeq names its product cadherin related family member 2 (gene cdhr2). Bases 364 to 4233 code for a protein of 1289 amino acids. Gene Ontology annotation, biological process: calcium-dependent cell-cell adhesion; adherens junction organization; cell morphogenesis. Gene Ontology annotation, cellular component: plasma membrane; adherens junction; catenin complex. The record is from RefSeq and is a predicted model, not a curated record. Gene Ontology annotation, molecular function: calcium ion binding; beta-catenin binding; cadherin binding. The transcript is spliced from 31 exons. Lineage: Eukaryota; Metazoa; Chordata; Actinopteri; Sciaenidae.
CACUAUGGUGACCCAGUAUGGCACAAUGCCAUGUAUUACUGGUAGGGUGGCUUGCCAGCCAGUAAUGGAGUGAGUUGUCUCUCAUUAAUACUCAGGCUUAAACAGCCAUAAUGUAGCCAUGUGUGAGAGCAAACAACAGAUUUUUAAUCUAUUCACCUCAGUAAGAUGCUUUUGAGUGUUUUUUUUUUAUAAGCAUAUCCAAAGAGGAAGCUCAGUCCUGUGUGUGCUGUUGGCUGCGCGUUUCUCGUAUGUGUUAAUCAUUAAUGUUUACAACUUCAGGACUAUAAUCACCAGGAGGCACAAAAGCCAAAGUCUCAUCUAGACAUCAGUAAAGGAGAGACUCUUCCAUUGUCGUCGUUUGACAUGGGGGGCAUCACAGGAAGUGUGUUGUUGUUCCUGUUCAGUCUUAUCAGCUUAACUGAUGCUAUACCUUCAGUCGCUGAUCAGCACUUUACUGUGUGUGAAGACCUCCCUGUGGAUCAAUAUGCAUUUACUAUAGUAGCAUCAGAUCCAGAAGGUGACCCGAUGACUUUUGUACUCAGUGGUCCCAAUGCUGGAUACUUCAGAGUUGUAGAAAACACUGGGGCGGUAUAUGUCCGGAGGCCACUAGAUAGAGAGAGUACUGACAGGAUGGAUUUUGAGGUUACUGUUUCUGAUCCAUACAAUUCUGCAAACCCAAGAACUAUAACUAUAUUAAUAGGAGAUGCCAACGACAACAAACCCUUAUUUGAUAGUCCUUCAUAUGAUAAAUCGGUCCCAGAAAAUACCGCAGUAGGCACGAGCCUGUUUAAGGUGACUGCUCAUGAUGAUGACUUUGGAGCUGCCCGUGUUGUUAAGUACUCAAUUGAUGAGGUCACUCCAAAUGCUGGAGCCAGUCUGUUUACGAUCAACGAAAUAAAUGGUGAGGUAAAAUUAAAUGGACCUCUGAAUUAUACUGGAUUGAGCACUUAUUAUCAGCUGAAGAUUGCCGCAACUGAUGGUGGAGGCGAAUGUUAUGGUCCUUUCGUGACCCACAAAAGUUUCACUUUUUCCUUCAUUUCGGUUGUGGACGUCGCAGACCUCGACCCAGUGUUCACUGGUACUCCCUAUAUAGGCAAAGUUAAUGAGAAUUCUCCCUUGGGCCAUUCUGUGUUUCAAGUGACCGCCAGAGACCAGGACAUACAGGUCAACGAUAGGAUGAUCUACAGCAUUGAAAGUUCAACACCAGAUGGCCUAUUUCAAAUCGCAGGUGAUACAGGCAUCAUAUCUGUCAAGUCAGAAAUUGACAGAGAAGUUACUGGUGACAUUGCUACUCUGACUGUAAAGGCUACUGAGGCUAAUCCAAACAUCCAUGGGGUCCAGGCAAGCGUCACAACAAAUGUACAGAUCAACAUCAUCGACGAGAAUGACAACACGCCAAAGUUUUACAAGUGUGACGACAUAGCUGACAAGCUCAACUGUGUGGAGCAGACUCACUUCACAGGAGAGAUUUUGGAGCACUCGUUAGGGUCAGUUCCCAUCAACAUGAUGGUCAACGAUUCGGAUCAGAUGCCCCAAACUCGGCUAUCCCUGGGGGGAACUAACAAGGAUGUGUUUUCUGUGGAACCUCAAUUAGCCAUGUCAGAAAGCAUUGUUCAGAUUCUGGUCAAGGAACCUCAAAAACUGGAUUUUGAAAAAAUACAGCAAAUGGUUGUAGAAGUGAUUGCUGUAGAUGGAAAAGAUGACACCAAAAAGGCCACUGCUACAGUUACUAUUACCAUCAAGGACAUUAAUGACAACAGCCCUGAGUUCCCUGAGGACACGUAUAUGUUGAAUGUGACUGAGCACUCUCCUGAUGGGACAGUAAUAGCAACCAUUACUGCAGAUGAUCCUGACACAAUGGAUGAAGGCAACAUCACCUACAGACUUCUUCCAGAGAGCAUACUAAUGUUUUUCGACGUGGAACCCAAAACUGGCCAAGUGUAUGUGAAAAAUGGGGAGCUGUUGGAUCGUGAGGCCAGAUCUUUGUUUUCAGUGACUCUGCAGGCCAGAGACACAGGCGGCAAACCUGGUUCCACAGUACUGGAGAUCACUGUGACCGACAUCAACGACCAGGCUCCAGUCAUGAACAGAGACUCUUACCUGGAGUUUGUUAAAGAGGGAUCAAAUUUUGAACUUAAGAUAGAGGCUACAGAUGCAGAUGACCCUAGUACGGUAAACAGUGAAAUACUGUUUUCAAUUGAACCAAGCAAGUACAGCAAUAACUUCACCAUCGACCCCAAUACCGGUGUGUUAAGAAACAAAGGUGAACUUGAUCGUGAGGCCCUGGACCCCAAAAUGAACGGGAGGGUCGAGCUCAAUGUAACCGCUACUGACAAGGGCACUCCUCCGUUGUCCACCACGGUCCCAGUUAUUAUCAAUAUAGAGGAUGUUAAUGACAACAAACCACAUUUCGAAAAUUCCUCUUAUACAUUCUCAGUUAAAGAAGGAGAAAAGGGUGCACAUGUUGGUUCUGUUUACGCUGAAGAUUUGGACCAAACGAUAGACUUUAACCGCAUUUCUUUUAGCAUCAUUGAUGGAAGCUUCGGCAGCUUCAUCAUUCGCUCCUUUGCAGACGAGCGUGGUUUCAGGGGAGACAUCACCGUGGAUCCAGACAUUGAGCUGGACUACGAAAGCGCUCGAAAGCAAUAUAAACUGCGGGUAUUGGCAACAGAUCUGGAACAGGAAGAAGCUGAAGUAAUGGUGGAUGUGAGUGUGUUGGAUGUGAAUGAUGAGAGGCCCGAGUUCAAGCCAUCAGGCCCAGUGACUGUAAAGGAGAACACCACCAUCACUGAGGUUGUUGGAAGUUUUGAAGGAAUCGACAAAGAUGGAAACCACUCACUGGUCUACAAACUGGAAUCCAUGAAAUGCAGAUGCAAUGGUUCUCUGACACCCUGCAGUAACUUUAUCCUGGAUCCAACAGGGAAAGUCAGACUCAACCUGGAAAAAACACUGGAUUAUGAACAAUGUGACCAGGUGAUUAUAGAAGCUCAGGUUGAGGAUGAGUUCACAGAGAAAGGAGAAAACAACAGUGCCACAACAGGGAUUUUAGUGAUCAACAUUGAAGACAUCAACGACAAUGCUCCAGAAUUCAUUUACUCAGAUGCUGUGUUUGUUGUGGUGUCAGAAAGUGCAAGUAAGGGAACAUCGGUUGCAGGAGUCACUGCUACAGACCGCGACUCUGCAAUAAAUAGGCAGAUUGAGUUUAAAGUAACAAAAGUCCAAUUUGUGAACACUGACAAUGUUACAAGUGACAUGAGGACACCGUUUGAGGCUGUCACCACACAACAAAAGGACAUUUAUGUUGGAAUUAUUCAAACAACUGAGCCGCUUAAUCUGGAACUGAAAGGGAAGUAUUUGGUAACAGUGACUGCAACGGACAGCGGCGGCCUUUCCACCAGCACCAAACUGGAUAUCUUCUCAAUUGAUGAAUCAUUCAAAAUUACUCUUGAAUUCACACGUUCUGAAGCAGAGGUUAUAAAAGACAAAGAUGAAAUCACCAGGGCGCUUACUAUGGCCACCAAGACUUCUGUUGAAAUUGUUUCAAUCAAGUCUGGCACUUCCAGGGCUUCAGAAAUUACUAUCGUCAUGGCAUAUUUCGUCUACCCCAACGGGACUGCUCUCACUGAUAGUCAAGUGACAAUAAUGCUCUCUGACCUUGAGUAUCAUCCUAUACUGGCACAGCUUGGCCUCAAGAACAUUGGGCCGCCUCCUGUAGUAGAAGUACAGACUGAUCCUGUGAAGUUCGUUCUGAUGGGGAUGGUGGGAGGCCUCGUCAUCGUGCUGGCUGUACUCACCACUUCUCUGCUGUGCACUCGCAGAAACUACGGGCGUAAGCUGAAGGCAGCUAAAGCCAUGAACUCUGCAUCCAUGGUGACUUCUGACAACCAGAAAAGUGGUCCUGUGGUGCCUGGAACCAACAAAUACACCAUGGAGGGGGCUAAUCCUGUUCUAAACCUCAACUAUGACACAGCCAUGGUCCUGGGCUUGGACGGGGAGAGCUCAGAUGUGGACAAAGUCAGCCUCAACUCCCUGGACUACAGUGAUUAUAUGAGCAUUCCUGAAAAUGAAACAAAAUCUACGAUGCAUAUGAUUGAGGAGGAGGAGGAGGACAACGGGCCACCAGAGUACAUCGAGCCUCUGGGUGCAGCACUGGCUCAGCGGGGCAAGAAGAAAACCACCGGCAAUGCUGACAUGAGUCUGAGUAACCCUGCGUUCGACACUACAGACCUGUGAUGGCAGUGACAGGCCUCAGAUGGACAUAUGUUGCUUCUCUGGAAUCAGGCUAACCAAAUUGAUGGCAAACAUAUUGAGGGUAUUGUAUAAACCCCACGUGUCUUGAAAUAGCCUUCUCUUCUGACCAAUGUAUUAUUCAUAUUAUGCACAAGAUUCAUGGCAUCUAAAGUGUUAAAUGAAAUUUGCUUCAUGUAAACGUUCAAUUGAAGGACAAACAA